Trichoderma virens Gv29-8 is the source of this 1137-nucleotide messenger RNA. RefSeq lists its product as uncharacterized. The record is from RefSeq and is a predicted model, not a curated record. Bases 1 to 1137 code for a protein of 378 amino acids. The transcript is spliced from 5 exons. NCBI's taxonomy places the organism in Eukaryota, Fungi, Ascomycota, Sordariomycetes, Hypocreales, Hypocreaceae.
AUGGUGUUUAGCCACAAAGCAUGCGCAAUCAAGCUCAAAGAACCCCUUAGGGCGCGCGAUAGCCUCCAUGUCCUGCAAAUAUUUUUGAAGGGAAAAACUGAUCCCGAAGAAAUCGACCUUGAUAAUUACAUCGGGUGCAGUGAGGGCGUAUUUACCCUUAUCGGGAACAAGUUCUCCCGUGACGCCAACAUGGUCAUGAUAAGAGGGCCAAUGCUUUACGCAAAGCUCCCGUAUGGUGAAGAAGGAAAUUACCGAGAAGCGAAGUUGAACUUAGACUUUUGUCUCUUCUAUGAUGACAAUUCUCAUAAUGUUAGCUUUAUACGCCCGUCGCGAAAAGUCCAACUAAGUUGCAGCAAUUUCAUCUUAGAAAACGGGUCAUUCCUAAAGGCCCUCUGUCUUGGUAAAGACGGCCUACUACACGAAUCCUCAAUCGACCUUAACCAACACUUAGAAGUGGAAAACGGUAAACUUCAGCCAGGUAGUCGGGGAUUUCUACAUCAUGGCGCAAACGGGAAUCAGAGUUUCACUUUGCGCGAUUCUUAUCUUUGUGCUCGUUUAAACGGCCGCCAGACUCAGCGGGGGAUAGAAAUUGUAGAGUCUAUGUUUGACCUUUCCACGCGUCUGGAAAACCUUAAUGGUAGCCUUGACUGGCCUGAACAAUGGCCAAUACUUGGCCGGGACGGGCUUCUUGCCAGAUUGCUAGACCCCUUACCACUUAUUGGCUUUUUCACAGCUUACCUCCAUCGGAUUACCGGCAAUGAGGAUCACGCCGCUCGCGCUUUCUCCAAGGCGUCAGGCGCUACCAUGCUCUUCACAGGUUGUUUAAUUAUUAGUAUUUUCACCGUAAACCCCCUUUCACUAGCUCUAGCAGGCGCCGCCUUAACUCCUCUUGCAAUCGAAAUCGAAAGGCAUAUCGCCGAGGGAACUAUCGAAGAUAAAACCGUUCGAGCCACCAUACAAGCUGAUGCAGGUAGAUACGUUCGCGAUGCAAUUAUAAACAGCCUCGCUGCAGGGGGCGCAGGCAAUUUUAUUAUGCGUUUUAUCAGGCCCCAGAAGGAGGUAUUAAAAGAAAAGGCCAAGGUACUGCUAAAACAGUCUGCGUGGGAAGUCUCCACGGACUAUUUUAGCGAUGAAUGA